AUGCGGAAUACUAAGCUUACCGCCUGUGGCAAUCCACAUAACGCUUUCAGUACCCGACCGGACGUCGAGAUAACCGGCAGGAUCGAACCUAUCCGGAAAAGACCAACCGGGAAUUCCGUGAGACCCGUCGUCCUGACUAAUCGACCGCCGGGGAAGGCGACCGUCCGUACGGACCUUAAGGCAAUCCGCAGGAUAGAUCUAGAUAUCAGAAUCAAAGCCGGGACCGGGAUCGGUACUAGAACCGUAACCGAUAUCAGAACCGUAAUCGAUAUCAAAAUCGUAAUCGUUAUCAAAACCGUUAGCGGUCACACCUCGUGGAACAAUAGGACGAAGACGAAUCUCCGGAUACGGAUGACUCUUCACCGCACCAAGAGUUCUAUAGCCUAG
Molecule: messenger RNA, 387 nt
Organism: Fonsecaea erecta
Lineage: Eukaryota; Fungi; Ascomycota; Eurotiomycetes; Chaetothyriales; Herpotrichiellaceae
Exons: 1
Coding region: 1-387 (128 amino acids)
Source: RefSeq, a predicted model, not a curated record